Molecule: messenger RNA, 357 nt
Organism: Acanthaster planci (crown-of-thorns starfish)
Lineage: Eukaryota; Metazoa; Echinodermata; Asteroidea; Valvatida; Acanthasteridae
Molecular function (GO): GTP binding; GTPase activity
Source: RefSeq, a predicted model, not a curated record
GUUGUUUUUUUUUCAUCAGGUUUUAUGCUGGUGGUGGACAGCACCGAUCACGAGCGGUUUACCGAGGUACAGGAAGAGUUAGUCACGACCCUGAACGAUUCUCACCUUAGAGUGCUGGUGGUCAUUCUGGCCAACAAGCAAGACUUACUGGAUGUGAUCAGCCCCUCAAACCUUUGCGAUGCUCUCCAACUGCAAGAUCUUCCCAAGGGUCAUCCUUGGCAGAUCCACGCCACGAUUGCCACCAAAGGUGACGGAAUGCAAGAAGCAAUUGUCACUCUCAGGAUGCAGUCCUUGAGGUAGGUCCACAGAGAGCUGACGUCCAAUCCCCCGACUGCCACGAUCGGUUCCACGAAGAAC